AUGGCUGCGUUCAAGUUGGAUUUCCUCCCAGAGAUGAUGGUGGACCAUUGCUCCUUGAAUGCUAGCCCUGUCUCAAAGAAAAUGAAUGGCACACUGGAUCACCCAGACCAACCUGAUCUAGAUGCUAUCAAGAUGUUUGUGGGUCAGGUCCCACGGAGCUGGUGUGAGAAGGAUCUAAGAGAACUUUUUGAACAGUAUGGUGCUGUCUAUGAAAUCAAUGUCUUGAGGGACAGGAGCCAAAACCCUCCUCAAAGCAAAGGGUGCUGUUUUGUUACAUUUUAUACCCGAAAAGCUGCACUAGAAGCACAGAAUGCUCUUCACAACAUGAAGAUCCUCCCAGGGAUGCACCAUCCUAUCCAGAUGAAACCAGCUGACAGUGAAAAGAGUAAUGCAGUAGAAGACAGGAAGUUGUUUAUUGGAAUGAUAUCCAAGAAGUGCAAUGAAAACGAUAUCCGAGUGAUGUUCUCCCCCUUUGGGCAGAUUGAAGAAUGCAGGAUAUUGCGGGGCCCGGACGGCCUGAGCCGAGGUUGUGCAUUUGUGACUUUUACAACAAGAGCCAUGGCACAAACAGCAAUCAAAGCAAUGCACCAAGCACAAACCAUGGAGGGCUGCUCUUCUCCCAUUGUGGUAAAAUUUGCAGACACGCAGAAGGACAAAGAGCAGAAACGAAUUGCUCAGCAACUCCAGCAACAAAUGCAACAGAUCAGUGCUGCCUCAGUAUGGGGAAACCUGGCUGGUCUCAACACACUUGGACCCCAGUACUUAGCACUUUAUUUGCAGCUCCUUCAGCAGACAGCAGCUGCAUCAUCUGGGAACCUGAACACGUUGAGCAGCCUCCACCCAAUGGGAGGUCUGAACGCCAUGCAGUUACAGAACCUGGCUGCACUAGCAGCUGCGGCCAGCGCAGCACAGAGUACCCCGAGCGGAACCGCUGCGCUCACCUCCUCCAGCAGUCCCCUGAGUGUGCUUACCAGCUCAG
Molecule: messenger RNA, 979 nt
Organism: Tauraco erythrolophus (red-crested turaco)
Lineage: Eukaryota; Metazoa; Chordata; Aves; Musophagiformes; Musophagidae
Source: RefSeq, a predicted model, not a curated record